Molecule: messenger RNA, 2600 nt
Organism: Vespa velutina
Lineage: Eukaryota; Metazoa; Arthropoda; Insecta; Hymenoptera; Vespidae
Product: formin-J-like
Exons: 7
Coding region: 741-2069 (442 amino acids)
Molecular function (GO): protein binding
Source: RefSeq, a predicted model, not a curated record
GUGCCCCCACCCCAACAAAUUUGACCUCAGCGUCGUCUUUAAGCUAACCUAACAAAUAUCACAAGUUUUAACGGGAAACACCAUAGAACUAUCUAAAAACUUCUUUUUACAAAUACAUUGCCGUCGUGGAACACUUACUGCUAUGAAUGUAUGAAAAUAGGUUGGUGAAAGUAUAAAAACAGGGUCAACCGAGCGUGAGUUACAAUAGAUUAAAGUGAUCACUAGUCCGACUUAUUUCAAACACAUCGACUCGAAUCAUGCACUCUACCGAUAUUAAAAACUUAUGGUACAAUAUUAUGCAUUGUGAAUGCAUAGGAGUUUUAGUUAAAUAGAUAAGCGUCUAUGAGAUUCCUCAAGUGAAAUUCAAACGCUGGCAGAAAUCAUUUCGAACGUCACACUGCGUGAUACUGUGCUGCCACCACCUAGCCGGCAUGUUCUUUACAAAGUUUUACGGAUGUGACGUUGAACCGAGGAACCGCCAAAAUUCAAAUUAGCUACAAUAAUUUGAAGAAUGAUAAAAUGACACAGAAGCAGAGGAUUCAAAGAAAAUUAUAGAAUCAACAGUUAUAAAGUUGUUACGUACACAAGAAUAUACUUUGAAUGCUGUUAAUAAUUAUGGUGAAAAUUUAUUACACGUUAGCGCAGCAUAUGGUUGCUCUAAUAUCAUUAAAGAAAUUUUACAGAAAAAAGAACAUCGUCAAGUUAUUAAUAGAAAAAAUAAAUUUGGUUGGACACCUUUGAUGCAAGCUAUUCGAAAUAGAAAUACUGAUACUGUUAAAUUACUUUUACAACAAAAAUCAAAUAUAAAUGAUUCAACUUAUCUUGGAAUGUCAGUAAUUGGUAUGGCUUGUGCAAUAAGUAAAGAAAUGUUGCAAAUGAUAUAUGAAAUUUGUCCAUCUACAUUAAUAAAUGCAAUGAAUGAUGACAUUAAUCCACUAUGUAUAGCUGCAUUGAAAAAUGAUAAAGAUUUGUUUUUUUCUUUGAUCGAUAUGGGUCUAGAUGUUUCUAAAGCCAAUGAAUAUACACACAUUAUGAUGAAGCAAUCAACAGUACCAGAAAUAGCAAAUUUGGCAAGAUUUUAUGGUGAAAUAGAAGAUUAUUGGAAUGAUGGAUCAAAUGAUAUUCCAAUGAAAAAUGAAUCAAACUAUAAUGUUUCUAUAACUGAACAUAAAAAUAAACCUCAAUAUAUUGUACAAAUUCUAAAGGAUUUUAAUAAUAAAGACGAUAUUUUGAAUAACAACAACAAAAACAAUAACAAUAAUAAUAAUAAUAAUAAUAAUAAUAAUAAUAAUAAUAAUAAUAAUAUCCCUUUAAUAAAUAUUGAUACAUAUCAUACCGAUAUAAAUAAUCAAUCUAAUUUAAUGGAAACUUUAGAGAGUACUUGUAAAGAAAAAUAUUUAAAAAGUCUUAAUGUUGACUUGUUAGCUGGAGCUACAUUAUCAGGAGAAUCAAGUCUAAUAUCACCUACUUUCUUAGACAUCUCUAACACAGAAUUUCCUACUUCUCCAAAUAUAUAUUUUGUGAAAAAUUGUACAAAUUUAGCCACUAUUAAUGAAAAUGACGAAAAGGAUCCAAUUAUGAUAGAAACUGAAAUAGAAUAUAAUAAAUUAUUAGAAAUCUCUACAUCUACAAAAGAUUCAAAACAUUCACCUACUGUAAUGCUUAAAAGAUUACAGUCCAUACGUCCAGCAGAUUUAGAUCUAACAUCUGUUCAAAAUGAUCAUAAUACUACCCUUGAAUUUAUACCAGAAUUUAGUCCUACAUCGUCACCAAAUGUUCCUGCAUAUAUUAAUGAUGAGAAUGUAUCUGGUGACAAAACACCUACACCUCCACGUUACAGAACCCCACCAAGAGGAAUGGUUCUAAAUUCACAACAAACUAAAAUGAUUGUUUUUUUAAAACAUUAUGGUUUAUGUCAUCAUAUGUCUACAUUUCUUAAAGAAGAAAUAGACAUGGAUCUUAUUCUAAUGCUUUCUGACAAAGAUUUACAAGAAAUUGGAAUAAAGGAAGAAGCUGAAAGGACAUCUAUAUUAACAGCUAUAAAAAUAUAUCAAAGUAUUGAAAUGUAAUAUUAUCAUAGAAAUAUUUUAUAUACACACGUUUGUUUUUGUGAUAUUUUAUAUGAAAUUUAAUUACCUGUUAUUUUUUUAUAAAUUUAAAGUAAACAAAAACUAUCAUUUAUAUAACAAAACUUUUAACAUGGAUCUAUGAAAUUGUAUGCAUUUAAAAUGUGUUUAUUAUUUUGUAUAUCCUAGUAGCAAAUUUUUUUCUUUCUUAUAUGUUCCAUUACUUUUAAUAUUAACUGAGACUUCUUUUCUUUUAAUUUAUGUGGAAUAGAAUGUUUCUGUAGCCAAUCACUUAGAAUAGAAGAUUUUACUUGAUCUAAUUGGUUAAGCUUUGCCAACAUUUCUAUAUCUACAUCUUGAUUCUGUAAAUAAGGUUAUUAUACUUAUUUAUAGAUAUUAUUAACAAGAAUAAAAUAUAUCUAUUGCAAAGCACAUGAUUUGUGUGUAUAUAUAUAUGUACUUGCCAUUUUUAUAUCAUUUCUUAUAUUCAAAAAUUUUUCUUUUACUUUUGUAUUAGUAUGUUCAUUUAUUUGC